ACCCGUGUCCCCACCCGGUCCUGCAGAGGGGUCACUGGGCACCGGCAGAGGGGGGUGUCCACACAGAGGGGGUGUGGGUGCUUCUGACUGAGACCCGCCUUCCCCAGCUCAGAGGAUGCUCGGAUGGAGGUUGGGGGGCAUCCGCAGGCCAGUCUUGGGGGUCACUGGGACCACGUUUCCACACCCAGCCUCAGGCUCUCCCACCCUCGCAGGCUGGCAAGCCCGCCCCGAAGCCAUGGGGUGCGCCCUCAGGGGGGCCGUAGCGGGGUCCUGGAGGUGUCCGUGUCUCUCAGGGGUCGAUGGGACUGAAAGCUUGAAAUGGGUUGUCCUGGGAGAUCCAGGAUGGGAGGUCUCCGGGGUCUCCAUAGGCACAGAACUUUCUGGAACCAGGUGGUCCCCCAGCUGCAGAAGGACGCCUCAGCUCUGCACCGGCUUUGCAGGCAUCUGACACAAGGGGUCCCCCAGCCUGUCUUGGAAGAAACGACUGGGAGGGGGAGAAGCAGGGCCUGCCGCUGAGACACGGGGUCUGAGCCACGAAUUCUCUCGCCCGGAGCCAGCCUCCAGCAGGCCUGCCUGUCCCAAAGGAAGACCGUCUCCCGGUCUCCUCCCAGCGCAGGGCCAGCUCCGGGCGGCUGGGGGGCCUUGGGAGCGCCCAGCCCCUCGCACGCCCCUCCUCUCCUGGCCCUGCUGGUCCCAGGCAGCACAGGACGGUGGUCCCGGGUGCCCAGCCACCCUGGCCCCCGCCCUCGGGCCCCGCAGGCGCUGUCUUUGCUUCCGGUGGGAAAGCAAUGAGCCCACUGCAAAGGGAGCCCUGCAGCCCCCUCCCGGCUCCCCGGUGUUCCCUUCGUCUCAGGCACCUCAGUGCUGCUCAGAGCGAGGGACUGAGGGACCCUGUUCCCGGCAGCCAGGCGCCCAGGGCCUCUGGCCGGCCCCUCUGCAGACGCGUGGAGUGAGGUUCACAGAGCCAGGAGCCUGCCUGCUCCCUCGUCCUGGGAGCCCACCCCCCACCGGGCAGCCAAGAGUCCCCCCGCAGGCCCAGAGGGAGCUCAGGAGCCCAGUCCCUGUGACUGUCCCUUCUUCAAGGCGGACACGGGGGACGGCACGGGGGACGGCAGGGCAGGUUGUUGAGUCCCCCGGCCCCACGUGUCAGCCCCUCCUCCCGCUGAGCCCCCUGAUGGAGGGGGUGGCGCAGAGGCAGUGAGGUCUCUCCUCCCAGAACCACCUGCCCUCCCUUAAAGGAGCCAACGGCUGGAGCAGCCAGAGCAGGAUCGAGGGGUCUUGGAGUCGGACUUCCUCCCAGAUGGUCUGCUGGAGCCCGAGGAGCCAAACGCUGGCUUCUGGUUGAAGGAAAGGUGGGGUCAUCCAAGUGCUGGCCCAGAAUGCUGGGCGGCGGGUGAGGCUCUCAUGCCCACCUGGCAGGGGCUGCCUCAGGGGCCUCCAGAGAGCGUCAUUGGCACCCCAGUCCAGGCACCACGCGGAUGUGGGACCUGCUGGGGGGGCUGCUGCAGGCUCAGGGCCCGCGAGCAGAGAGCCCCGGGCUGAGCGCCCUCGCCGACCGGGAGUUACGUUGCUGCGUAGCCCCGGCCCCCUCCCUGGCGUGAGCCCGAGGCCUGUGGGAGGCGGCUGUGCUGGGAGAGAGCGGCUGGGAGGUGGCGUCUCAGGGCUUUGCCUCCUGAAGCAACAGGCAUGGGAGUAAGCGCCCCCUUGCUGGCUGGCACCAAGGAAGAUGCCCACCGCCGGGGCUGAUUCCAGGAUCCGUGCCAACCGGGCCUUCUGCCCCGAGAAAUCACGAUCAGGCAGCACGGACCUCGCCACCGCGUGCAGAGGCCGCCUCGCAGCCUCGGGAGAAGAGGCCGGGCCAUUGAUGCGUUUGCCUUGGGCGUCGGGGACGCCGUGAAGCAGGAGGCGACCAUGGGUCAGAAGGUCACCGGAGGGAUCAAGACGGUGGACAUGAGGGACCCCACGUACCGGCCCCUGAAGCAGGAGCUCCAGGGCCUGGACUACUGCAAGCCCACCCGCCUGGAGCUGCUGCUGGACAUGCCGCCCGUGUCCUACGAGGUGCAGCUCCUCCACUCCUGGAACAACAACGACCGCUCCCUCAACGUCUUCGUCAAGGAGGACGACAAGCUGAUCUUCCACCGGCAUCCGGUGGCCCAGAGCACGGACGCCAUCAGGGGCAAGGUCGGGUACACGCGGGGGCUGCACGUGUGGCAGAUCACGUGGGCCAUGCGGCAGCGGGGCACGCACGCCGUGGUGGGGGUGGCGACGGCCGACGCCCCCCUGCACUCCGUCGGCUACACGACCCUCGUGGGGAACAACCACGAGUCCUGGGGCUGGGACUUGGGGCGCAACCGGCUCUACCACGACGGCAAAAACCAGCCGAGCAAGACUUACCCGGCCUUUCUGGAGCCGGACGAGACGUUCAUUGUCCCCGACUCUUUCCUGGUGGCCCUGGACAUGGACGACGGGACCCUGAGCUUCAUUGUGGACGGACAGUACAUGGGCGUGGCUUUUCGGGGACUCAAAGGCAAAAAACUGUAUCCUGUCGUGAGCGCCGUCUGGGGCCACUGUGAGAUCCGCAUGCGCUACUUGAACGGACUCGACCCCGAGCCGCUGCCACUCAUGGAUCUCUGCCGACGCUCGGUGCGCCUGGCCCUGGGGAAGGAGCGUCUGGGCGAGAUCCACACGCUGCCGCUGCCCGCCUCCCUCAAGGCCUACCUCCUCUACCAGUGACGUCCGCCAGGACCCGCACGACAGCCACCGCUGCCAGCCGCCGAGCCGCCCGCGGACCCUGCGCCUGGGACAGGCGUCCGCAGCCAUGGGAGGAAGGCCCUGCUCCUCCUCCUCCUCUUCCUGCAGCCCUUCGGGACACCGACGCGGACAGCUCUGGACACAGGCUCCUCUGGCCCCUUCCCUGCGUUGGCGGAAGGCCCCUGCAUGCCAGUCACAGCCCCUCCUUGGAAAAAGACACAGAAAGGCCCCCCAGGACGCCCGGCACUGAGCUCCCGUCUGCUCUCGGGGUGCCCUGGGGAGCCCCCACCUGCCGGGUCCCAUGGUGGGGCCUGCAAGAGGCGCCCGGCACCGAGAGCAGGCCCAGGGGUGCUAAGAGGUGCUCAGACGGCUUGUGCCGGGGACCAAGCUCAGGACGUCAGAAACACACCGGGACGAGGCAGCAGCCAGGAGGGACCGGCCACCCCGGGCACACAAGGCUCAGCUUCAGUCCCGCUGCCGGUGCCCCGGACCCUGUAUUUAUUCUCUUAACAGUCACAGAAGCCAUUUAUUUAUUCCAUUUAGAAAGGGACCUGGCUCCGGUCACCUCGCCGGAGGGUGCUCUUGCUUUCCUCCCACCUGCCACUCCCGGCCUGCCUGUGCCUCGCCUGCCCUCGCCGGGCUGUCUGCGGCGUGUCCCCACGUGGGCACAGGUGUCUUUGUUCGGGUCCCUUGGCCUACAGUUCCCAGGGGGCUCUGCUCUGAGUUCCCAGCGGUAGGAGUAACUUGGGGGUCACGGCUCCACAGCGGCGGCGGCUCCCGCGCCUCCAUGCCGUUACUGACACUGGGGCUCCCGCACCUUCGCAUGCGGUUUAUUUCCGUGUCUUCCACAGGCUGUGGGUGUGGGUUUGGCUUGGCUUUUGCCUUCCUCGCUGAGAUGUCCCACGUGCAUCCUCAUAAGCUCCAGCUUCCCACGGGACGACCGAACCCAGAAGGGAGGAGGAGUGGGUCUCUGUCCCCGAGGAGCUCAGAGCAGGCUGGGGCACGGGACACUAGAGGCGUCACGCCUCACGGAAGCCCACUCGCGUCUCCGCCUAGUGCCUAGUUCAUCACGACCCCCCAGGGCCAGAGGGGUGGGGCGGGGCGGGGCAGCCAGCAGGAGAGGGCCCCCCUCCCUGCCACAGCCCCCCCACGUAGCAGACCCCAGCCCCUGCCACCACGUUUGCCAUUUCUUUAUCUCGACGUCGACUCCGUUCGUUUCUGUACAGGUACAAUAGAUGACUUUAUUUGUUUAAAAUGUUUAAUAUAUAUGCAUAUAUAUUUGUCCGUAAGAAUUAUGUUUUAAACAGCUGCUGUAGGGUACCUUUAAAAACAAACAAAACAAGAGAA
Myotis myotis is the source of this 4098-nucleotide messenger RNA. It is a transcript of the gene SPSB1, whose product is annotated as splA/ryanodine receptor domain and SOCS box containing 1. Gene Ontology annotation, molecular function: protein binding. The transcript is spliced from 3 exons. The record is from RefSeq and is a predicted model, not a curated record. The coding region runs from base 1912 to 2733 and encodes 273 amino acids. NCBI's taxonomy places the organism in Eukaryota, Metazoa, Chordata, Mammalia, Chiroptera, Vespertilionidae. Gene Ontology annotation, cellular component: SCF ubiquitin ligase complex. Gene Ontology annotation, biological process: proteasome-mediated ubiquitin-dependent protein catabolic process.